CCAAAAGAAAAACCUAAAAAUCAAAAUCAAUAAAAAUCUCAAAAUCCAAAACCAAAUUUUUCGUUUUCUUGUUGUUCCUGGUUUUAAUCGGUCUUUCAAACUUUUCUUUAGGAGUUUCUCACACAUGGCUUCAAUACCUCUUGUUCUGGGUCUUGAAUCUGAGGAGAUAUCGGAGGAGCAGAAGUCCUUCGCGGUGGCUGGGCGGAUCGUUGCAUUCAAUCCAAUACAUCGCAACAAUGUGUAUGGGGUGUUAGCUAAGGCAUGGGCUAACCGUCAUGAUUUUCAGGUAAAUGAAAUUGAGGAAAUUUUGUAUACUGUCUCUUUUAUGAAUGAAUAUGAUCUUAGCUAUGUGCUGGAUAAUGCUCCCUGGGCUAUUGGGGGUUUUCUUUUCAACCUAAGAUGAUGGGAGGUAGGCACUUUAUUGUCGGAUCUGGAUUUCUCCCUUGCUCCUUUUUGGGUUCAGGCUCAUAAUCUGAAUAUAGACCAGUUAACAUACGGUAAUGCUCAGUUUAUUGGUAAAAAUAUUGGUAUCCUGAUUAAAACCAAAAACCCUAGAAUCAACAAUGUUCUGCGGAGAGGUUUUUUACGUUGUAGGGUUUUGGUUGAUGUCACUAAACCUUUAAUGGACGGUUUUUGGUCCCAAUCGAUUUCUAAGAGCUCUAGGUGGAUUUCGCUAAAAUAUGAAAGACUCUGAUUUUUGUUAUAACCACGGAAGGUUGGGGCAUGGUGAACUGAUCUGUGGGGAGGAAAAGGUCAUGUCAGUUCUUGAUCCUAGUAAAGGCAUGUAUGGGCACUGGCUGAGAGCUGAGCAGGUCAGAGAUGAGUGUAAGAGUGCUGGAAUUAUCCAUACCACUUUUAAGUGCAAAGAUAAGAAGCUGUGCCUGACCUAUUCCCCUACUAGGGUACUGAGCAACAAAGGUAAGGGUGCACUAGGGGACUGUGAGGGGUCUGCUAUCCCAAAGUAAGUGAUUCUAUGACUCACCAAGCUCCUAGCUGCAGUCCUAGUCCUGCUAUGAAGGAACCAAAGCAUAAACUAGUUUUCAAAACCCUUCUCCUUUGAAAGUGAGCAAUUCUGAGGUAAGCAGUCUCAGCCUUUCAAAAACAGCCCUGACAUUUAGUGAAACUACUGCUUGUUCUUCUGGCGAUAAGCUUGAGAUUAUUCCUGUUACAGUCUUCAGUGAAGAGGGCAAGGAUCAAGGGGCUGAUAGGGGACAGGGACUGACAAGUAAUGUGCAGGCCAUUAUCCCUGUUACUACUUGUAUUAUGAAAGCAAAUGAAUCAGUGUUGCUUAC
Molecule: messenger RNA, 1292 nt
Organism: Rubroshorea leprosula
Lineage: Eukaryota; Viridiplantae; Streptophyta; Magnoliopsida; Malvales; Dipterocarpaceae
Source: the annotation of a GenBank genome assembly